Messenger RNA from Perognathus longimembris pacificus (Pacific pocket mouse), 3333 nucleotides. RefSeq names its product contactin 6 (gene Cntn6). Lineage: Eukaryota; Metazoa; Chordata; Mammalia; Rodentia; Heteromyidae. Bases 70 to 3156 code for a protein of 1028 amino acids. The transcript has 22 exons. The record is from RefSeq and is a predicted model, not a curated record. Gene Ontology annotation, molecular function: cell-cell adhesion mediator activity. Gene Ontology annotation, biological process: brain development; cell-cell adhesion.
CUGACUAGAAGAUAAACUUUUAUUCCUUGCUGAUUUUAUGGGAGGAAAUUCUGACCUCAGAACGUGGAGAUGAGGUUGCUAUGGAAACUGGUUACUCUGCUGCCACUCAUAAACUCGUGUGCAGGUGAGAACCGCUUAAGCCGUCCUGUUUUUACCCAGGAGCCACAAGAUGUCAUUUUUCCUUUGGAUUUAUCAAGAUCUGAAAUCAUCCUGAAUUGCGCAGCUCACGGUUACCCUUCACCCCAUUAUAGGUGGAAGCAGAAUGCGACAGACAUUGAUGUGAACCUGAGUUAUCACUACAAGUUGGAGGGGGGCAGCUUGGCCAUCCGGAGCCCCCACACAGAUCAAGACAUUGGCACAUACCAGUGCCUGGCCACCAAUGAUCUGGGGACCAUUCUAAGUCGGAAGGCAAAACUACAGUUUGCAUAUAUUGAAGAUUUUGAAACCAAAACAAGAAGCACAGUAUCUGUGAGAGAAGGUCAAGGCGUGGUACUAUUCUGUGGCCCACCACCGCAUUUUGGAGAUUUAUCCUAUGCAUGGACUUUUAAUGAUAACCCCUUGUAUGUCCAAGAGGACAAGAGGAGGUUUGUAUCUCAAGAGACAGGAAACCUGUACAUUGCUAAAGUGGAGCCAUCAGAUGUGGGUAACUACACUUGCUUUGUAACAAACAAGGAGGCGCAAAGGAGUGUUCAAGGACCACCUACACCUUUAGUCCAGCGCUCUGAUGGUGUGAUGGGGGAAUAUGAACCAAAGAUUGAAGUGCGUUUUCCUGAAACUGUACAAGCUGCAAAGGAUUCAUCUGUAAAACUGGAAUGCUUUGCCCUUGGAAAUCCAGUACCUGAUAUUAGUUGGAGGAGGUUGGAUGGAAACCCGUUGCCAGGCAAAGUCAAAUACAGCAAAUCCCAAGCUAUCCUUGAAAUCCCAAACUUUCAACAAGAAGACGAAGGCUUCUAUGAGUGCAUUGCUGGAAACCUUCGGGGGAGAAACCUUGCCAAGGGCCAACUCAUUUUCUAUGCCCCUCCAGAAUGGGAACAAAAAAUCCAAAACACCUACCUCUCUAUCUACGACAGCUUGUUUUGGGAAUGCAAAGCUAGUGGCAAGCCCAAUCCUUGGUACACAUGGCUAAAGAAUGGCGAACGGCUUAACCCAGAAGAGAGAAUUCAAAUUGAAAAUGGAACUCUUAUCAUCUCUAUGCUCAAUGUCUCAGAUUCUGGUGUUUACCAAUGUGCUGCAGAAAACAAGUAUCAGAUAAUUUAUGCAAAUGCAGAAUUGAGAGUCUUAGCCUCUGCUCCUGAUUUCUCCAAAAAUCCCAUUAAAAAAAUUUCAGCGGUUCAAGUUGGUGGGGAUAUCACCAUUGAAUGCAAGCCAAGCGCUUUCCCCAGAGCAGCUAUUUCUUGGAAAAGAGGACCAGAGAACCUGAGACAAAGCAAAAGAGUGCUCCUCUUAGAAAAUGGCAGCCUCAAGAUAUGUAAUGUGACCAGAUCAGAUGCUGGCUCUUACACUUGUGUAGCCACGAAUCAAUUUGGAAUUGCAAGGAACACGGGCAGUCUCGUCGUGAAAGAGAGGACCAUCAUCACAGUGCCCCCCUCUAAAAUGGAUGUCACAGUUGGGGAGAGCAUCGUCCUGACCUGUCAAGUGUCACAUGACCCCUCCAUUGAGGUCCUGUUUGGAUGGUCCUUCAAUGGAGAUGUCAUCGACUUAAAGAAAGGAGUGGCUCAUUUUGAAAGGAUUGGAGGCGAAUCUGUUGGGGAUUUAAUGAUAAGGAAUAUCCAGUUAAGUCAUUCAGGGAAAUAUCUGUGCACAGUACAAACAACCCUAGAAAGAUUAUCUGUUGCAGCUGAUAUAAUUGUUAGAGGCCCUCCAGGUCCCCCUGAAGAUGUGCAAGUGGAACACAUUUCUAGUACUACGUCCCACCUAAGCUGGAAACCAGGACCGGAUAACAACAGUCCCAUUCAAAUAUUUACUAUUCAAACACGGACACCUUUUUCUCUGGGUUGGCAAGCUGUUGCAACAGUCCCUGAAAUUCUCAAUGGUCAGACAUACAAUGCAACAGUAGUUGGUUUGAGUCCUUGGGUGGAAUAUGAAUUUCGUGUUGUUGCUGGGAACAGCAUUGGGAUUGGAGAACCCAGUAAACCAUCGGAAUUGUUAAGAACAAAAGCAUCAGUCCCUAUGGUGGCUCCAGUGAACGUCAAUGGAGGCGGAGGAAGUCGAUCUGAACUUGUCAUUACGUGGGAGUCCAUUCCAGAAGAACUACAGAAUGGCGAGGGGUUCGGAUAUCUCAUCAUGUUCCGGCCAGUGGGCUCAACAACCUGGACCAAAGAAAGGGUGGCACUUGUGGAAUCUUCAAGGUUUGUUUACAGAAAUGAAAGCAUCAUGCCCCUGUCUCCCUUUGAAGUCAAAGUGGGUGUAUAUAAUAAUGAAGGAGAAGGACCCCUGAGUACAGUGUCCAUUGUCUACUCAGGGGAAGACGAACCUCAACUAGCUCCAAGAAGAACUUCGGUCCAGAGUGUUUCUGCUUCUGAAAUGGAAGUUUCUUGGAAUGCUAUUGCCUGGAAUAGAAACACUGGAAGAGUGCUGGGCUAUGAGAUCUUAUACUGGACAGAUGAUUCCAAGGAAUCGAUGAUUGGUAGGAUUAGAGUCAGUGGAAAUGUCACAACCAAGAAUAUCACAGGGCUGAAAGCUAACACGGUCUACUUUGCUUCUGUGCGAGCUUAUAACACUGCUGGGACAGGGCCCUCAAGCCCCCCAGUCAACGCCACCACCAAAAAGUCGCCUCCAAGCCAACCUCCAGCAAACAUUGCCUGGAAGCUGUCAAAUUCGAAGUUAUGCUUGAACUGGGAGCAUGUGAAAAACAUGGAGAAUGAGUCUGAAGUAUUGGGUUACAAGAUUCUGUAUCGACAAAACAGACAAAGUAAAACUCACAUUUUGGAAACCAACAACACCUCAGCUGAGCUCCUGGUUCCCUUUGAAGAAGACUAUUUGAUUGAAAUAAGAACUGUGAGUGAUGGCGGAGAUGGAAGCAGCAGUGAAGAGAUUAGGAUUCCAAAAAUGUCAAGUUUAAGUUCCAGAGGAAUUCAAGUCUUAGGACCUGGCACUCAUUUCCUGUUGAUUGUCCUGAUUUUUUACUCUUUUGCUAUUCAGCCACUUACACGAUGAAUAAAUGCAUAAAUCUUUGGGAGUUUUCUGAACGUAAAUCAUUCUGCCCAUGUGGUCUCCAGCCUCUUGCAUAAGACAUAUUCUUAAUACUGACUCCUUUGGAAAUUUAAAAAAUGUAUAUUAUAAAGAUCUUGUAAAUAUCUAUGACACAUUAAUAAAAAAAAACUUUAAACACUU